Panicum hallii is the source of this 2451-nucleotide messenger RNA. RefSeq names its product syn-copalyl diphosphate synthase-like. Lineage: Eukaryota; Viridiplantae; Streptophyta; Magnoliopsida; Poales; Poaceae. Bases 61 to 2340 code for a protein of 759 amino acids. Gene Ontology annotation, cellular component: chloroplast. Gene Ontology annotation, biological process: gibberellin biosynthetic process. The transcript has 14 exons. Gene Ontology annotation, molecular function: terpene synthase activity; magnesium ion binding. The record is from RefSeq and is a predicted model, not a curated record.
UAGCUCUACAAGAGAUCGAGAGAUCGAUCGAGAGAGAGAGAGAGAGAGAGCACGCGGAAGAUGCUGGCGUUUACUAAAGAACUCCUGAAUGUUCCCUUGCUUGGCCAGCUGACGCCCGGCGGCGUACAACAGCCAUGGCGGCGGCCUUUCCUACACCUACACCCUCGCCGUCGACCAUGUGCAGGGCCCGCGCUAAUAAGCAAAUCCCCAUACUCGGAGUCAGGAAAAGCUCGGGAACGGACAGUUGAUGGACAUUUUGGACACAAGCAGGAUGAGCCAAGCGAAAUGGCAAGCAUGGUUCAUGCCAUCAGAACAGCAUUGAGGUCAAUCGGAGAGGGUGAGAUUAGCAUUUCAGCCUAUGACACGGCAAUGGUAGCCCUUCUCAAGAACCCAGAUGUGGGUGAUGCGCCACAGUUCCCAUCGACCAUUGACUGGAUCAUCCAGAAUCAGCUACCCGAUGGUUCAUGGGGUGAUCAAGCCUUCUUCAUGAUCAGAGACAGGAUCAUCAGCACCCUAGCGUGUGUUGUGGCAUUGAAGACUUGGAACAUGCAUGCUGACAAAUGGGAGAGAGGUCAGUUAUUUAUCCAAGAAAAUAUGUGGAGGUUGGCACAUGAGGAAGAGGACUGGAUGCUAGUCGGAUUCGAGAUUGCCUUGCCCUCACUCCUAGACAUGGCCAAGGAUCUUGACCUUGACAUCCCUUACAAUGAGCCAGCCCUGAAAGAAAUAUAUGCAGAGAGAGAAAGAAAGCUGGCUAAGAUUCCGAGAGAUGUACUGCACGCUAUGCCAACGACUCUGCUUCACAGCAUAGAGGGAAUGGUAGACUUGGACUGGGAAAAGCUCCUUAAGCUCCGGUGUCUCGAUGGAUCCUUCCAUUGUUCACCUGCUGCAACAGCUACUGCUCUCAAGCAAACAGGAGACAAGAAAUGCUUCGAGUACCUUGAUGGAAUCAUCCAAAAAUUUAAUGGCGGAGUGCCAUGUAUCUACCCUUUGGAUGUGUAUGAACGCUUAUGGGCGGUUGAUCGGUUGACAAGGUUGGGCAUAUCAAGGCACUUCACAAGCGAAAUUGAGUAUUGCUUAGACUAUAUUUACAGGAACUGGACUCCUGAUGGAUUAGCUCAUACAAAGAACUGCCCGGUAAAGGAUAUCGAUGACACAGCCAUGGGUUUUCGUCUCCUCCGACUUCAUGGCUACCAUGUCGACCCAUGUGUGUUGAAACACUUCGAAAAGGACGGCAAGUUCUUCUGCUUGCACGGGGAGUCGAAUCCAUCUUCUGUCACCCCCAUGUACAACACUUAUCGGGCUGCCCAGGUCACAUUUCCUGGUGAUGACGACGUCCUUCGGCGGGCUGAGGUAUUUUGUCGUGAAUUCCUCCAUGAGAGGAGAGGCUCAAACAGAAUGAAGGACAAAUGGGCAAUUGCAAAGGACAUACCAGGCGAGGUCGAAUAUGCCAUCGACGUCCCAUGGAAAGCAAGCUUGCCACGAAUCGAAACGAGGAUAUACUUAGAUCAAUAUGGAGGUAGUGGUGAUGUCUGGAUUGGGAAGGUUCUCCACAGGAUGACUCUCUUCUGCAAUGAUCUUUAUCUCAAGACAGCCAAAGCUGACUUCAGCAAUUUCCAAAGAGACAGCCGAAUGGAGUGGAAUGACCAUAGAAAGUGGUAUUUCAGGAGUAAUCUUGAGAAGUAUGGUGUGACCCCAAAGAGUGCACUGACAGCUUACUUCUUAGCUUCAGCGAAUAUAUUCGAGCCAAACCGAGCUGCGGAACGUCUUGGAUGGGCUCGCACAGCAGUGCUUGCAGAGGCUGUCUCCUCGCACUUGCGGAGAAUUGGGGGACCAAAGAAUUCGACUGAGAAUCUUGAAGAUCUUAUCGACCUUGUUCCAUUUGAAGGUGCUUCUGGCAGUCUUCGUGAUGCGUGGAAGCAGUGGCUCAUGUCAUGGGCUGCAAAGGGGAGCCAGGGAUCAAUUGAAGGGGAUACAGCACUGUUGUUAGUUCGCACGAUCGAAAUUUUCUCAGGAAGGCAUGUUUCGACCGAGCAAAAGCUCAGCCUCUGGGAGUAUUCUCAGCUCGAGCAGCUCACCUCCUCCAUCUGCUCCAAACUUUCGAGGAGGGUUCUUGCUCAGAAUGGAGAAAGUAUCGAGAACACUCAGAACCACCUAGACCGGCAAGUGGAUUUGGAGAUGGAAGAAUUGGCUCGGCGUGUUCUUCAGGGCUGCAGCGCACUCAACAGAGCGACCAGGGAGACAUUUCUCCAUGUGGUGAAGAGCUUCUGCUACGUUGCCUAUUGCCCUGCUGAAAAAAUUGAUAACCACAUCGAUAAGGUCAUAUUCCAGGAUGUCGUUUAGGAACAAACGUCAUUAUGCCCGAUGUAAGUUCUUGUUAAUGAUCGAGUACGCCAAGAAUGUACUGUGAUCCUCAAGAAAUAAUAUAAAUAUAAUGAUGCGGUGUGUGGCCCA